Messenger RNA from Oryzias latipes (Japanese medaka), 1839 nucleotides. RefSeq names its product ELOVL fatty acid elongase 8a (gene elovl8a). Gene Ontology annotation, biological process: fatty acid elongation, polyunsaturated fatty acid; fatty acid elongation, monounsaturated fatty acid; very long-chain fatty acid biosynthetic process. The record is from RefSeq and is a predicted model, not a curated record. NCBI's taxonomy places the organism in Eukaryota, Metazoa, Chordata, Actinopteri, Beloniformes, Adrianichthyidae. Gene Ontology annotation, cellular component: endoplasmic reticulum membrane. Gene Ontology annotation, molecular function: fatty acid elongase activity.
CCUCUUCUUUAUUAAAUUAAUAACUUAGGUUCUAAAGAGACAGUGAGGCGUCCAUGCCUGCCAUCGCUCUCAAGCAUUUGUGACUGACGGUGUUAAAAGCUGCUGACAUGUUGUUUUAUUAUAUAAGUACAUUUGCAAUAAGCCAAUGAUCCAAAGAUUCAUGCAUGUAGCCACGGGGCUGGAGUCUGUCCCAACUAGUAACACAAAGAGACUCAAGCUGCACAAUUAACAAGCAGUUGUGUUUAACAAGAGUAAUUGCAAUUAAUGUGAUUGCUAGGAAGGUAGACAUUUUCUUAGAAUUUAUUAGCAGAUUUCAGUGUACGCGGGCACACCAUUCUGGUCCUGAUAGGGAUUUCCUCAGUAAAUCCUUCUGAGUCUGCAGGGUAAACAUGCUGUCACCAUUUGGCAGAGAAUUCAGUUAUUUUACCAAAGUGUUCUGGAAAAUGGAGACAAAAGGACAGACGAGUGGCUGCUGGUGUAUUCCCCUAUGCCAAUUAGUUGUGUCUUCUUGUGCUACCUCAUCAUUAUUUGGGUGGGGCCAAAGUUGAUGGUGAACAGACAGCCAGUCAACCUUAGAACGGUUUUGAUAGUUUAUAACUUUGCCAUGGUCUGCCUGUCUGCCUACAUGUUCUAUGAGUUCACAGCUUCUUCCUGGUUGGCAGGAUACAGUUUGCUGUGCCAGCCAGUUGACUACAGCGAGAGCCCACUGGCCAUGAGGAUGGCCAGAGUGUGUUGGUGGUUCUACUUUUCUAAAGUCAUAGAGCUGAGUGACACUAUAUUUUUCAUCCUGAGAAAGAAGAACAGUCAGCUGACCUUCCUUCACGUCUACCACCACGCCACAAUGAUCUUCAACUGGUGGGCUGGAGUUAAGUAUGUGGCUGGAGGGCAGUCGUUCCUGAUUGGUUUGAUCAACUCCUUCGUCCAUGUAGUCAUGUACUUGUACUACGGGCUGGCAGCUGUGGGUCCCAGCAUGACCAAAUAUCUGUGGUGGAAACGGUGCCUCACAUCUCUGCAGCUGCUGCAGUUCUUCAUAGUCUCCAUCCACACCACCUACAACCUGUUGGCAGACUGUGACUUCCCAGAUUCCAUGAACUCCGUUGUGUUGGCCUAUUGUCUUAGCCUCAUUGUGCUCUUUGGUAACUUCUACUACCGCAGCUACCUCAGCAAAAGAAACAAGGAUACGUAGAGUUACCUAAAUGUUAAAGAAAGAAAAAAUUGUAUUUUCAGUUUUCCUGUAUUUGUUUUAAACAUGUUACAAAUUUGUUUGUAUAGUUAAAGACUUUUCAGAAAUAACGAUGUGUCCUUUUCAGUAAAACUAUCUAUUGAUGCACAACAACCUUUCGCAUUGUGUAUCUAGCAUGCAACACCCCCAUGCCAAAGGAGGAACCCCAUUCAGCUGGCAGUCCCUUCUCCCAUCUGUUAUCUAGAAAUCCAACCAGACAAGUGGGUUAGAUUGUUUUAUUUGAGCCCCCUCGCGGCUAUAAAUUAAGUUAACCAAAUCUUCCUCCCUUACAUUGUAAUCCCCCACCGUCAUCAAUUAUUCCAGCCCCAUUGUUAAGCAGCAUAUUGGUUUUGACAACCUUCUGUUGCAAACUCAACAGGGGGCAGACGACGAACAUGAGAAAUGACUUUGAAGAGACAAAAUCAAAUGCUGCACCGCAGACGAGUCAUUGUGUUAUCCAUCCUCUUAUGACAGCCUCACAAGGUCAGAGAAUCCUCCCGUGCUAGCAGGAGGUUGUCAAAGCCGCACUGUGAAAUGCCACUCCUUCGCCGGCAGUCUCCUAUGAUAUUUUAGAAAGCAUCCUGUUGUGCAAUGAUAAUAAAAGUGAUGAAAAUCGA